AUGCGUGGUUUUCCCAAGGGGGGAAGGUCGAGGUGCCGCGCGCUUUUAGGGUUGGCCUUCGCAGCCUCAUCUCCCCUCGCCCCCCUCUCUCCCCCCGCCCCCCUCGCUCCCCCCGCCCCCUCUCUCCCCCCGCCCCCCUCGCUCCCCCCGCCCCCUCUUUCCCCCCGCCCCCCUCUCCCCCCCCGCCUCUCUCCCCUCUCUCCCCCCGCCCCCCUCGCUCCCCUCCCUCCCCUCUCUCCCCUCGCUGCCCUCACUUCCCUUGUUCCCUUCCCUGUCUUCUCCUGCCAUUCUCUCUGUGUGCCCGCACGGUCCCUCCGCUCCUCCUCGCUGUUUCCACUCCGUCCUCUCCCUUUCCCCCUACCUCGUCCUCUCCUUAGUUUCCCCUAUCUCCACUGCCCUCUCUCCAUUGCGCUCUCUCCUCCCCUCCACUCACUCCUCCCCUCCAUUCUCCCUUCCCUCCAGGCGUGCGAUUUCGCAUUCAACAACUCGCUGGGCUUCGUGCCGCUCUACGCGCUCUCUGUCAUGCAGCCAGACGUGCCCUUCACCCAGGGGAUCCUGCACAGCAAGCGAUCGGCGCCGGCGAUCUCAGGAAAGCUCAAGCCGAAGUGUAAAGCUGUGAGUGUCUGGAAGCACGGGCAGCAGCAGAACGGGCAGUUUGCGCAGCAAACGUGGGAGCACGGGCAGCAGCAGAACGGGCAAUUUGCGCCGCAAACGUGGGAGCACGGGCAGCAGCAGAACGGGCAAUUUGCGCAGCAAACGUGGGAGCACGGGCAGCAGCAGAACGGGCAAUUUGCACAGCAAACUUGGGAGCACGGGCAGCAGCAGAACGGGCAGUUUCCGCAGCAAACAUGGGAGCACGGGCAGCAGCAGAACGGGCAGUUUGUGCAGCAAAUGUGGGAACACGGGCAGCAGCAGAACGGGCAGUUUGUGCAGCAAACGUGGGAACACGGGCAGCAGCAGAACAAGCAGUUUGCGCAGCAAAUGGACGAGCUCGGGCAGCAGCAGAACGGGCAGUUUGUGCAGCAAACGUGCGAGCAUGUGCCUGAGAGGAGGGAACCGCGACCCAGGACGGUUCAGGCGUGGGACUGGGAUGGUGUGGAGGCGCGAGGGGUGGAGGCUGGGGCGAGAGAGAGGGAGAUCGAGGCGUGGAAGGAGGGUCUUUGGCGUGGUGUGGAUGGAGAUGAGCCAGACGUGGGAGGAGGAGGGGAAGAGAUUAGGGGGGUUGGAGGCGGAGUGGCAGCGUCAGCAACAGCUGGAGUGUCGUCAGGAGCAGGAGAAGCUGCAAGAACAGCCAGAGCAGCAGUCGGAGGCAAGAAGAAGAAGAAAAAGAAGAAAACCAGUUGUGAUGGGGGAGGUGAAGGUGAUGCGGCUAUGCGAGUGCAGCCGGCUGUGAAGGCUGAGCCAGAAGAAGGGGAGCUAGUCCCUUUCCCGUCUCGUCUUCCUUCGCAUGAUGACCUUUGCCCUGUCAGCGUUUCGCCUGGUAACAGUCUGCGCGAUAACAUUCCGCAUGCAGGGUCAGGCGGAAAUCCUCCUGGCUGGGAUGCUGCAGGAAACGGGGUGGGAGGAAGGAGAGUUGUGAGCUAUGGGGACUUCCAGACGGAAACAAGAGGGGUGGAGUUGCCAGGCAUGGUGGUCAAUGGUUGGCUUGGUCACCCUUCGCCUGUUGCAGCGAACGCCGUCCAGAGAAGGAGAGUAGUGAGCUAUGGGGACAUUGGGGCGGAAACAAUGGGGGAGGAGGUGCCUGGAUUGGCUGAUAACGCUUGGCCUGGUAAGCCUUCGCCUGGUGCUGAGAACGGCUUUCAGACAAGGAGAGUUGUGAGCUAUGCUGAUGUUGGCGUGGAAGAAAGGGAGGAGGCUCCUGGUUUAACUGCUAUUGGUGACCGUUUCCCUUCUGCUGCUGCUGCUGCUGCUGCUGCUGCUGCUGCUGCUGCUGCUGCUGCUGCCGCUCCUGCUGCCGCUCUUGCUGCCGCUCCUGCUGCUGCCGCUCCUGCUGCCUCUCCUGCUGCUGCCGCUCCUCCUGCUGCUGCUCCUGCUGCUGCUGUUCAUGCCAACAGUGUGACUCCCAGACAAUCACGUAUUGGAAUUCCAUUGUCAACCACACCUUCUCAACCUGCGAUUUCAUCAACUGCCAGUGCUGACCAUGCUCCUACACAUCUCCCCUCAGCCACUCUCUCUGCAGCACAUCUCCCCACAGCCACUCUCUCUGCCGCACAUCGCCCCACACCCACUCUUUCUGCCCCACGUCGCCCCCUAACCAGUCUCUCUGCCCUGCUUCGGAGAUUCUUAGGAGACGAAGUGGCUGCAAAGCCAAUUCAGGAGUCGACAGUGGGAGAGAGAGGGGCUGUGGAGUCGACUCGCGAGUCAGGGGCAGGUGAAGCAGCAGUCGGUUUCAGUUCACGGGCAGGUGAAGCAACAGGUGGUUCCAUAUCAGCGGUUGGUCCGAAUUCAGGGGCAGGUGAAGCAGCAGUUGCUCCGAAUUUAGGGGCAGGUGAAGCAGCAGAGGGAUCGGGUCACGUGCCUGUGGUCCGUGAAGAGGUGGUGGAAUUGGAGGAAGGGGAGAUUGGAGGAGAGGAGGAGGAGGAUGGGGAGGAGCAGGGGGAGGAGAUAUUGAGGCGGGUGGAACAAACAGAGGCGAGGGGAAGAGGUGGGAAGAGUGAGAGGCGAGUGGUGGAAGAGGCAGAGGCGGGAGGAAGCGGGGAAGGGGGCGAGGAAGAUAGGAGGAGAGGGGAGACUGCAGGGGUGCAGGGAGUGGUAGGCGCGAGCAGAGAGGCGAGGAGCGGGGUGGGUGGGGUUGGGAAUAGUAGGAAAGGUGGGCAUGGUGAAAGAAUGCCGUGUCGGGAGACUGAGAAGGUAAGAAGCAGUGGAGUGCAAGAGAAGAAUGGGGAGGGGAAUGAUGGGUUGGGAAAGGGUGCUGGCAGGGCAGUUGGUGCUGACAAAGAUGAGAAGCAGCAGCAGCAUGAGAAAGAGAAGCGAGAAGAGGGGAGAGGAAGCGUCCAAGUGGGGGUAGCUGGUGCUGGGGAGGAGAGGCCGAGGAAGACUGUUGAUGAGACGAAUAUUGUGGGGGCCUUGGAAGAGGAGGGGAAGGAAGAGAAGGGAGAGAAGGAGGUGAAGGAAGAGAGGAGAGUGGAGGAGGAGAAGGAAGAGAAGGGAGAGGAGAGGGAAGAAAGGCGAGAGAAGGAGAAGGGAGAGAGGGGAGCAGAGGAGAAGGAAGAGCGGGGAGAAAAGGAGAAGAAGAAGGAAGAGAGGGGCAGUGAGGGGAGGAGAUAUGAAAAGGUGGUGGGGGAAGGAGGGAAAGGUGGAGGCAGUGACGGGGGGAGGAGUGAGAAGGUGGUGGAGGGAGGAGAGGGAGAUGGAAGGAGUGAGGAGAAGAGGAGUGAGGAGAAGAGGAGUGAGGAGAAGAGGACCAAGGCUGCAGCAACGGUCAAGGGGACUGAGCAAGGAGGUGCAGCUGCAGCAGUGGAGGGGCGAGUGGGUAAGGGGACUGGGCGAGGGGGUGCGGCAGCAGUGGAGGGGGCAGUGGGUAAGGGGACUGGGCCAGGGGUUGAAGCGGCAGCAGCGGAGGGGGCAGUGGUCAAGGGGACUGGUCAAGGGGAGUCUGUAGCAAGAGAAGGGAGGCAACAAACGGCUGUAGCAGGAGAGGAGGGUCCACAAAAGGCUGUAGCAGCGGAGGGAGAGAGUCAACAAAAAGCUAUAGCAGAGGAGGAGAGUCAGCAAAAGGCUAAAGCAGUGGAGGAGAGUCAACAGAAGGCUGUAGCAGCAGCGGAGGACAGUCAACAGAAGGCUGUAGCAGCAGAGGACAGUCAACAGAAGGCUGUAGCAGCAGAGGACAGUCAACAGAAGGCUGUAGCAGCGGAGGAGGGUCAAGAGAAGUCUGUAGCAGGGGAGGGGAGUCAACGAGAGGCUAUAGUUGAGGAGGAGAGUCAGCAACAGGGGGUAGUAGCAGGGGAGGAGGGUCAAGAGAAGUCUUUAGCAAGGAAAAGGAGUCAACGAGAGGCUAUAAUUGAGGAGGAGAGUCAGCAAAUGGCUUCUGCAGGAGAGGCGAGUCAACGCAAGUCGUCAGCUGUUCAGGGGAUUGAGGGAGCAACUGUAGCAGGAAAAAAGAGUCAACGCAAGUCUUUACUGGUCAAAGGGCGGAAGCAAGGAAUAGCUGCAGCAGACACGAGGAAACACAAGACGAUAGUUCUCAAGAAAACCCAGCUCAAGAUUCUGGCACCCAGGCAAACCGCAGGGACAAAAGCAUCGAUCAGUGGUGGGGAUAAGGGUGCUGCUGCCGCCGCCGCUGCUGCUGCUGCUGCUGCUGCUGCUGCUGCUGCUGCUGCUGCUGCUGCUGCUGCUGCUGUUGCUGCUAGUGCCUCUGGGAAUGAAAUCCGUGGGGACGGUGGCAGCGGAAGUCAUGGGGUUGGUGGUGGUGGUGGCUAUAACACGAGUGGUGGUGGUGGUGUUGAAGGAGCUGGUUCUGGUUCCAUUCGCUAUAAGAACGUGGCAGCUGUAGGGGCGAAGGUGGGGAGUGACAGUAUCGAGAGGGUGAUGCUGCAGGCGCGACAGCACGUGAGGCCGCGGUCCAGCCGGGUCACUCGCAGACUUGCUCUCUCACUGUCCCCAGGCCGCCUCUCGGAGUCCCCAGUAGGGGGAUUCUUAGAGCAGCAGCAGCAGCAGCAGCAGCAGCAGCAGCAGCUGGAGGAAGAGGAGGUGGUGGAGCAGGAGGAGGAGCAGCGGCAGCAGCAGCAGGCGCAGCUGCGUUGUGCUGUUGAGUAUCAGAGCAGUGAAUUGCUUUUAGGGCCUCAUCGGUUAGUGGUGCUGCAGAACGAGCGGAGGCUAGAGCCAGAGUCAUGCUCGUUGCAAUCAAACCCGUUGGAGUCACACCCGUUUGAGUGUCGUUACAAUCAGACUGAGGCCGACGGUGUCUCGAGUGACGCUCUUCCUGCCCCGAGUCUGCUUGAAGUGCUGGCUGUUGCUGCUGCUGAGAGUGAGCGGGCUGAUGGGGGGGCCAGCAAUGGCAGGUGUGUGGGAGGGGAUAAGGGUGGAAUGGGAAGGGAGGAUGGAAGAGUGGGAUGGGAGAGCGCGGGUGGGGUGGAUGAGUGGGGUGGAUGGAUGGGUGGGGCAGGCGGGGCGAGGAGGUGGGGGGAAUGGAGAGGGGAGGAAAGCUGGGGAGAAGGGGAGGAGCAGGAGAAGAUGGAGGAGGGGGGAGGGGGGGGGGGAACUCACACCACGUCUGAUUCUGCCGAACCUGCGUUUCUUGCCGGACCUACACCUCCUCCGAAGCUGGCCCCGAUUCUGGAAUCCGCUUCUCCUGCCGAGCCUGCUGCGGCCGCACCUCCACCCGAGCCUGUGCCUGCACUCAAACCUGCUUCAGAAUCUUCUCCUGGACACCUGUCUAAGCGUUCCCUGUUGUUUGAAGCCCCUCAGGAGGAUAAGGAAGAGGUGGGGGAGGAAGCAGAAAGGAUCAGGGAGGAGGAGAGGGAAGAGGAGGAGAGGGAAGAGGAGGAGAAGGAAGUGGAGGUGAAGGAGGAAGUAGAGGGGAAUGGUGAUGAGGAGGAGGAAGAAGGGGAAGAGGAAACACAGUUUGAGAACCCGUGGGACCUGAUUCUGAACGUGCAUGCAUCUUCAGGGUCUGACUCUGGGAGUGAAGGAGGGGGGGAGAAACAGGAAGAGAGAAGGGGAGAGAGCGGGGGAGGGAGAAAAAAGGAGCCGGGAAUCGUGUCUGAGGGGGUGCUGGAGGAGUUACCAGUGCUACAGGGCGUGUUCAAGCUUCCGAGACCAGAAAUUUCGACUUUUGAGCCGACGCCGGAGAAGGGCGGGAGGGGAGGUGCUGGCGGUGGUUCUGAUGCUGAGGAGGAUGACGAGGAGGAUGCGGAUCCUUGGAGCCUGGAUUCGCUGCCGUGUGGUGACGUGGCAGGUGUGGCUGACGUGACAGGUGUGGCUGACGUGGCAGAUGUGGCUGACGUGGCAGGUGUGGUUGACAUAGCAGGUGCAGGUGGUGUGGCAAAUAGGGGAGUAGGGAGAGGGAACGAAGUCACCAGGGGAGGAGGCAGAGAUGGGAGUAAGGCGAAGGAAGGAGGGGAGGGAAUGGGGAGGGAGCGGGAGGAGGUUGCGGCAGUAGUGGAGGCUGGCGAUGUAAAUGCAAGGGAUUCGGGUAAUGCAAGGGAUGCUGGUUUGAGUUGUAAAGGUACAACUGAUGGUGGUGAGAGUGUGCGUGAGGAGAGUUCUUCUAACGGGGAAAGUGCUUAUAGUAAGGACGCAAGUGGUGCGGAUAUGAGUGGUGCGGAUAUGAGUGGUGGGGAUUCGUUUAUCGAUCUUGCAUCUGAUACAACUGAAUCAAGUGCCGAAGCUGCUGUUGCUGCUGGUGAUGAAGGUUCAACUGUUGAAGUUACAGGUGCUGAGAAACUUCCUGAGAAAUCACCUGAGAAUCCACCUGAGGAUAUGCCUGGGAAAUUCCCUGCUGGUGUUUCAAGUGGUGCAACUGUCGCAACGGCUGGAGUUACUGCAGCCAGUGCUGAUGCGCCACCUGGCGUGCUCCAAUUCGCGACCAAAGAACAGCCAAAUCUGCUGACGUAUUCAAGGAAGAAGGCAGGGGGUGGUGCGAGUGCAAGUCAAGAGGGGCUUGGUGCUGAUGUGAGAUCGAAAGGGGGAGAAGAGGGAGUGAGAGAAGGAGGGGCCAAUGCUCCUGUGGCAGCAAAUGGGGCAGGUGCAUCUGGGACAGGUGUAUCUGAAGCAACAGGGAAGGCAGCUGUAUCUGUAGCAGCAGGGAAGGCAGGUGUACCUGUAGCAGCAGGAAAGACAGGUACAUCUGCAGCUGUGCGAAUUGCUGGAGCUGCAGGUGUAACCGAGGGAGGUGUACAUGCCACUGCAACUCAGGCAUCUCCCUUCACGACUGUCUCACCUUCAACUUUUGUCUCCCGCCGCUCCACCGCUGCUUCCAUUGCCGCAUCAGUCGGUGCUGCGGCCUUCAACCGGAGGCACAUGUCUCCCGCCGCUCCACUGCUGCUUCUAUCGCCGCAUCCGUCGGUGCUGCGGCCUUCAACCGAUGCUUCUGGCCCCCGCCGCUCCACUGCUGCUUCUAUCGCCGCAUCUGUCGGUGCUGCGGCCUUCAACCGGAGCAGCUUUACACGCGCUCCUCCUCAGGCUUCUCGCUUCGCCGCUCAGCAAAUGUUUUCUCGUUUUGGUCUGGUGUUUGCUUGUUUAUUUGCUGCUGCUACUGCUGCUGCUACUGCUGCUGCUGUUGCAGGUGUGCGGGCAGCACGUGGUGCGAAGAGCCUGCAGUGGAGCAAGGAGCAGCAGGAGCAGGAGAAGAAGGCUAGAGAGGAGGCCACCAAGGCAGCGGCGGAAGCUUCCAGGAAGCAUCAACAGCGCAAAGAGGCAGUGGAGAAAGCAAAGAAGGCGAUUGCAAGGAGCCAGGCGGAGCAGCGGGCUAAGAGGCGGGCAGAAAAAGAGCGCAUCCGGGCAGAGAACGCAAAAGUUAAGGCUGCCCGGAUGGCUUCCCGGGCGGCGGCAAAAAAAGCCGGUGCUGCUAUUCUGGCAGCAAGGCGGCAGCAGAGUGAGUGUGUAAGGGGAAAGGAAAAAGGAGAGGGUUGGGUGCAUCUGCUGGGAGUGGUUGUGGGGGAAGGAUUGUGGCUGCACAGGGGUCCUCAGUAUAUCGACUGGCAGCCAAGGGCCGCUCGCUUGUGCGCCUCAGCAGUGAGUAAAGGGGGGAUGCUGAGAGGUGCUGGGGGGUGCGGUGUGGUGUUCCGGAGGUCCUCAGUGUAUCGACUGGUAGCCAAGGGCCGCUCGCUCGUGCGCCUGAGCACAGGCGGUUCAGCCAAGGACAAGUCGCCACGUGGCAAGGCACACGCACACGCACACCUGCCAGUGCCGCUCACUGCUGCUCUCACUGCCACGAGCUAUCAGCGUGCUGGCAGGCAGGGCAACCAGCUGGUGCGGGACUCCAAGGCUGCCAUGCGCACUGCUGCCGGGCAGGGCAACCAGCUGUUUCAGGACUCAAAGGCCUUUGUAGCGGGGCAGCGGCAUGGGGCGGGGUGGGGCAGCAGCACGGGGCGGGGUGGGGCAGCAGCACGGGGCAGGGUGGGGCAGCAGCACGGGGCGGGGUGGGGCAGCAGCACGGGGCGGGGUGGGGCAGCAGCACGGGGCGUGGUGGAGAGUGGUUGUGUUCUCACACCACGCGCCACACGCAUGCUGAGCGGGGAGCUGGGAGGGGGAGCGGGGAGCUGGGAGGAGGAGCGUACAUUGCAACCCCCACUCCCCCCUCCCCGCUCUUCUCCCUUCCUUCCACCCACCCCGCUCUGCCCUCGUCCCUUUCCGUUGACCAACCACCCUCCGCUCCCGCUCUCCAAUCCGCAUCUCCCCUUCCUUCCCCUCUUUUCCUUUCCCAACCCCUCUCCCUCCGAUCACAUCAGGGCUCGAGUGCGCUACAGCCUUCAAAAUGCGCGCUACAGGCGGCAGAAGCAGCAGCAGCAGCAGCUGUGCCAGUACUUCACUCGGCUGGGGCAGUGCAGCAAGAAGGAUUGCCGUUUCCUGCACGAUGCGAGCAAAGUGGCGUUAUGUGUGCGGUUUAUAAGGGGGAUGGAGUGUGACGAGUCUAGAUGCAAGCUCACACACAAGAUCAUCCCAGAGCGUAUGCCCGAUUGCACCUUCUUUUCCAAGGGCACCUGCAGCAACAAGCCAUGCGUGUAUCGCCAUGUGAAGCUCCCAGCAGACACCCCCCCGUGCGCUCAGCUCACCCAAGCUCACCGCCAUUGGCUCCCCCCUUCUCCCUCCCUUCCCCCACCAGGCACAUGCAGCAACAAGCCAUGCGUGUAUCGCCAUGUGAAGCUCCCAGCAGGCACCCCCGUGUGCCCCGCUUUUCUCAGGGGAUACUGCGAGAAAGGGCUUGCGUGCACACAGCAGCACACGUAUGAUUGUCCCGAGUUUGCUUCUAAAGGGGAUUGCGCAGCAGGGAAGAAGUGCAGGCUUUGGCACAGGAAGAAGGCAGAGGAGGGGAGUGGCAAGGGGGGGGGUAAGAAGAGGAAGAAAAGAUACUGGGAAGAGGAAGAGGGGGAAGAGGAGGAGGAGGUGGAGGGGGAGAACGAAGCAGGUGGCAAGAAGAAAAGAGUGAAGCUGGGGGGAAAAGAGGGGGAGGAAAGCGAGGUGAGCGAGGGGAGUGAGGGGAGUGAGGGGGAGGGGGAGAAAGGGGGGAGGAGGAAGGGGAAGGGAGGGAAGAAGAGGAGUGUUGGGAAGAGGAGAGGUAAAAACGUUUUGAAGUUUUUUGGUGGUGAUAGUGAGGAGAGUGAGGAGGGGAGCGAGGAAGGGAGUGAGGAAGGGAGUGAGGAAGGGAGUGAGGAGGAGAGGGAGGAGGGGAGUGAAGAGGAGAGGGAGGAGGAGAGUGAGAAGGAGAGUGAGGAGGAGAGAGGGGUGGAGAAUGAGGAGAUGGAAGUGGAUGGUGUGGAGGAAGGAAAGAAGCAGAAGAGCAGAGGAAAAAACAUUUUGAAGCUGUUUGGUGGUGAUAGUGAGGAGGAGGGGGAGGAGGAGAGUGAGGAGGAGAGGGAGGAGGGGGAGGAGGAAGGGGAGGAGGAAGGGGAGGAGAGGGAGGAGGAGAGGGAGAAGGAAAGGGAUGAGGAGGAGGAGGAGAGGGAAGAGGAAGAAAAUAAGAGCAAGGGUGGGAAACGUAGAGCGAAAAGUUUGUUAAAGUUGUUUGGUGGGGAUAGUGACGAGGAGGAGGAAGAGGAGAGUGAGAAGGAGGGUGAGGGGAGUGAGAAGGAGAGUGAUGGGAGUGAGAAGGAGAGUGAUGGGAGUGAGAAGAAGAGUGAAGAGAGUGAGAAGGAGAGUGAAGAGAGUGAGAAGGAGAGCGAGGAUGAGUAUCAACCGGAGAAUGAAGAUGAGAGUGAGGAGUGGGAUGGUGGGGAGGGGGAGGAGACGGAAGUGGGGGUUGAGGAGGCGAACGGAGAGAGGAGUGGGGAGGAUAAUGAAGAGAGGAGUGGGGAGGAGAAUGAAGAAGAGAGUGAGGAGGAAAAAGAAAGCAAGGGUGUGAAGAGCAGUCGAAGAACUGCUUUGAAGGUCAUUGGUGGGGAUAGCGAGGAAGAGGAUGAAGAGGAGAGAGAAGAGAAGAGGGUAGAGGAGAGGGAGGAGCAUGAGAGGAAGGAAACGGAGGAGGAAAGGGAAGGGGACGAGGAGCGAGAGGGGAGUGAGGAGGAAGGGGAAGAGAGGGUGGAGGAGCGUGAGGGGGACGGGGGAGGAGAGAAGGAAGAGGAGAGGGAAGAGAGGAGGGGUGGAGAGCGAGGAAAGAAGGGAAAAGGGAAUAAAGGGAUGAAGAAAGGUAAGCAGGUGGAGAGGACGGAUGAAGAGAAUGAGGAGGUAUGGGAGGAGGAGAGGGGUGUAGUGGGAGGGAAGAAGGGAAGAAGGUUGAGAUUGAUGAAAGGAGGGAAGAAGGUGGAGAUAAGAUGUGAGGAUAGUGAGGGGGAAUGGGAGGAGGCACAAGAUGAGGCUGGCUGGGAGAGGGAUGUAGAAGGAGAAAAGAAGGGAAGAAUGUUGAGAUUGAUGAAGGGAGGGAAAAAGGUGGAGGUAAGAAGUGAGGAGAGUGAGGAGGAAGGGGAGGAGGCAUGGGUGGAGAGGGGUGGAGUGGGUGGGAAGAAGGGAAAAGGGAAUAAAAAGGCGAAGAGAGGAGGAAAGGUGAAGAGAGGAGAAAAGGUGAAGAGGACGGGUGAAGAUAGUGAGGAGGAAAGGGAAGAGGAAACGAACGAGGGGAGGGAUGGAGAAAAGGAGAAAAGGGGGAGAAAGAAGAAAGGGAAGAAUGGAGGUGAAAAGCUGGAAACGAGGGGCGAGACGACCGAGGAGGAAGGGGAGGAGAUUGAGGAGGCAUGGGAAGAGGUGGGCGGUGGGGAGGAAGGGAAAAGGGGAAGACAGAGAAACGGGAGAAAGAAAGGUAAAGGGGUGGAGAGGAAGGAUGAGGAGAUUGAUGAGGAGAGGGAGGAGGAGAGGGAGGAGGAGACGGGUGGAGAGAGAAAGAAGAAGGGAAGCGAGAGUAAAAAGAUGAAGAAAGGACGAAAGGGGAGUAGGAGAGGUGGGGAUGGUGAUCAGGAGAGGGAGGAGGAUAGGGAGGAGGAAAAGGAGGAGGAACGCGAGGGCAAAAGGGAGGAGGAUGAAAAGGAGGUGAGGGAGGAGGUGACGGUUAAGUUGCAAGAGAAGAAGGGGAAUAGAGAUAAGCGGGUGAAGAAAGGAAAGAAUGUGGUGUUUGUAGGUGGGGAGAGUGAGGAGGAAAGGGAAUUGGAGAUGGGUGAAGAGAAGGGGAAGAAGGGAAGUAAUAAGAGAGGGAUGAAGAAGGGGAAGAAGGUGGAAAGGAAAGGUGUAGAGAGUGAGGAGGAAGAGGAGGGGAUGGAGGAGGUGGAGGAGGACAGGGAGGCAAGGGAUGAAAGGGGAAGGAAGAAGAAAGAAAAGAAGAGUGGGAAGAAGAAAGGUCAGAAGGUUGAGAGGGAGGAGGAGAGACGUGAGGAGGACAGGGAGGAGGAUAUGGCUGAAGAGGGAGGAAGGAAGAAAAGCAAGGAUAAAGGGAAGAAGAAAGGGAAAAGGGUCAAGCGAAGGCAUGAGGAGGAAAAGGAGGAAGGGGAGGAGGAGGAAAGGGAUGAAAGGGAAGAGGAAGGGAAGGAGGAUGGGGAGGCGGAGGAAAGGAAAGAAGGGGAGGAGGAAAGGGAGGAAGGUGAGGAGGAGGAAAAGGAAGGAGAAGAGGACGAACGGGUAGAAGGGGUGGAGGAGGCAGAUCAGGAGAUGGAGGAACAACUUGAGGCGAGAGGGAGCGAAGAGAGCGAGAGAGAGGCGAGGAGAGAGGCGAGGAGGAGGCGGCGAGAGAAGAGAAAGGAGGAGAGGUUUGUCAUGGCAGCUGUGGCAGCGGCAGUGGCUGCUUCUGCUAAUGAUGCUGCUGCUACUGCUGGUGCUGCUGCUGCUGCUGCUGCUGCUGCUGCUGCUGCUGCUGCUGCUACUGCUGCUCGUGAUGGUGAUAUGGAGGUGCUUGUUGCUGCUCCCAUGUCGUCUGCUGUACACCCUGCCUCAUGCACACAGAAGGGCAAGGGUAAGAAGGGAAGGAAAGUUGCUCCUGAGCCUCAGCCAGAGCCUGAGAGUAGAAUUUCUGACACUCCUGCUGCUACUGCUGCUAUUGCUGCUGCCACUACAGGCUCAAGCCCCUUGCUUGCAGGCUCAAGCCCCUUGCUUGCAGAGCCGGGUCCUGCAGUAAAGGGCAAGGGUAAGGGUAAGAAAAAGAGGAGGGUGGCUUUUGAACCUGAAGUGUCGGUUCCUCCUCUUCCUCCUCUCCCUGCAGCAGCAGCUGCUGCUGCCCCAAGUCCCACUGACUUGGAAGGAACGCCCUCUGAUGCGGAAGCAGCGCCUGCACCUAGAGGCAAAGGCAAGGGGAAGAAGCAGAAGAAG
Molecule: messenger RNA, 12384 nt
Organism: Closterium sp. NIES-65
Lineage: Eukaryota; Viridiplantae; Streptophyta; Zygnematophyceae; Desmidiales; Closteriaceae
Source: the annotation of a GenBank genome assembly